Molecule: messenger RNA, 3700 nt
Organism: Pygocentrus nattereri (red-bellied piranha)
Lineage: Eukaryota; Metazoa; Chordata; Actinopteri; Characiformes; Serrasalmidae
Gene: mcc
Product: MCC regulator of WNT signaling pathway
Exons: 19
Coding region: 172-3213 (1013 amino acids)
Molecular function (GO): calcium ion binding
Source: RefSeq, a predicted model, not a curated record
UUUUUUACACCCCGAAAACUCGACAAGUUUUCGUGGUCAGGUCGAAAUGACCUUAAACCCAGCCUUCACGUUAAAAGCGAGGCCCCUAUUUCGUUCUCUAGAGGUGUGACUUGGAUGUAGACGCUGCGUCUGGAGCCGUGUUUGUUUCUCCCUCCUGCCGGGGAAGAGAUCAUGGCGGCGGCCGCCGAAGCGAGUGCCAGCAGCGGCAGCAGCGACACAUCCAGCACCGGCGAGGAGGAGCGGAUCCGCCGCCUGUUCCAAACCUGCGACGGAGACGGAGACGGGUACAUUAACCGGAAUGACCUGUUAAUGGUGUGCAGGCAGCUGAACAUGGAGAACUCUGUGGCUGAGAUCAUGUGCCAGCUUGGGGCGGAUGAACUGGGGAGGAUUUCGUUUGAGGACUUCACGCGCUGCCGCAUGCAGCUGGUCAGCGAAAUCCGCAAAGAGGAGGGCCUUCUGUCCCUCCUGUCCAGUGACUCAGACAAGAGGAAGCUCCGAGAACGCAUCGCCUCCUGGCCCCCCAGCAGCGAGAACAGUCUGGGUGCACUCUCGGCGGCUAAGGAAAGCUGGGAGUAUGACUCGGGGGCCAGAGACCUGCAAAGUCCAGACCUGCCAUCUCCUCCUCAGCAGCAGCGGCAGCAGUGCUCAGUGCUACUGCAGAAGUUUCUGGAACAGCCCGGCAGUGUCUUGGAGCAUCCAGCAAGCCUGCACAAGCUCCUCUCACAGCCUUCAGGACGUAGCACUCCUGUAGGUGGAGGCUAUCUGGAUCUGGCCAACACACUGCAUCUGGCCGCUGUGGCUUCUCUGAAGGGUGACGUGGUCGAACUCAACAAGAGGCUACUGCAGAGCGAGAGAGAACGGGACGCGCUGGAGAAAAGACUGGCCAAAGCACAGUGUGAGCAGUCGCAUCUGCUGAGGGAGCAUGAGGACGUUCAGGAGAGGACGACUCUGCGCUACGAGGAGAGAAUCACCGAACUGCACAGCGUCAUUGCCGAGCUCAAUAAGAAGAUAGACCUGCUCCAGGGAACCACCAUCAGGGAGGAGGAUGAGUUUUCGGAGUUGCGCUCUGAACUCAGCCACAGCCAACAGGAAGCCAACGAAGACGAGCGGAGCGUGGACCAGGACCCCGACCAGGCGUCUGUCUCACUGCCCGAAAACCAGUCAACACUGGUCACUGCAGACAUGGACAACUGCAGUGACCUAAACUCGGAACUCCAGCGGGUGCUGACCGGCCUGGAGAGUGUCGUUUGCGGCCGGAAGAAAAGCGCCUGCAGUCUGUCUGUGGCUGAGGUGGACAGACACAUUGAGCAACUAACCACGGCCAGCCAGCACUGUGACCUGGCCAUUAAGACAGUAGAGGAGAUCGAGGGAGCCCUGGGCAGGGAUUUCUACCCGAGUCUAUGUGAGGAGCGUGUGCGCUGGGAGAAGGAGCUUGCGGGGCUCAGAGAGGAGAACGAGAGCCUGACAGCGAUGCUCUGCAGCAAAGAGGAGGACCUAAACCGCACCAAAGCCACCAUGAGCGCCAUCCGUGAAGAGAGAGACCGCCUCCGCCGACGAGUGCGUGAGUUGCAGACUCGUCUCCAGAGUGUCCAGCCUGGUGGAGGUCAGUCCAGUCCAGGCCGUUUGACCCCCGCUGGUCGACCCAUUAAUCCCAGCACAGGCGAGCUCAGCACCAGCAGCAGCAGCAACGACAUCCCUGUAGCCAAGGUGGCGGAACGAGUCAAGCUGUCCAAAACGCGCUCAGAGUCAUCGUCAACUGAGAGAGCGGUGCUGGGCUCAGAGAUCAGCAGCAUUGGGGUGUCGAGUAACGUGGCGGAGCACCUGGCCCACUCUCUACAAGACUGCUCUAAUAUCCAGGAGAUUUUCCAGACACUUUACUCACACGGCUCCGCCAUCUCCGAGAACAAGAUCCGCGAGUUUGAGGUGGAGACAGAACGGCUCAAUAGUCGUAUUGAGCACUUGAAGUCUCAGAACGACCUGUUGACCAUCACGCUGGAGGAAUGUAAGAGCAAUGCAGAGAGAAUGAGCAUGCUAGUGGGCAAAUACGAGUCCAACGCCACUGCCCUGCGCCUGGCUCUGCAGUACAGUGAGCAGUGUAUUGAGGCCUAUGAGUUACUGUUGGCUCUUGCGGAGAGUGAACAGGGCCUGGUGCUCGGCCAGUUUAGAGCUGCUGGAGUCAGCACUAUGGGGGAGCAGGGUGCUGAGGAGAGCAUCACUCAGGUCCUGAAGCGAGCUCAUGACAGCAGGAAGACCGCAGAGAACGCAGCUAAAGACCUCCUAGGCAGACUGGAUGGCAGCUGUGGGGCUGCGUUCUCUGUCACAGGCUGUAGCGUCCAGCCCUGGGAGAGCCUGUCCUCCAACAGCCACACCAGCACAACCAGCUCCACGGCUAGCAGCUGCGACACGGACUUCUCCAAAGAGGACGAGCAGCGUCUGAAGGACUACGUCCAGCAGCUGAAGAAUGAACGGGCGGCAGUAAAGCUGACCAUGCUGGAGCUGGAGAGUGUACACAUCGACCCACUGAGCUACGAUGUGAAGCCCCGCGGAGAUUCGCAGAGGCUGGACCUGGAGAAUGCUGUUCUAAUGCAGGAGCUAAUGGCCAUGAAGGAGGAGAUGGCAGAGCUGAAAGCUCAGCUGUAUCUGCUGGAGAAGGAGAAGAAGGCUCUGGAGCUGAAGUUGAGCACACGCGAGGCACAGGAGCAGGCUUAUCUGGUGCACAUCGAGCACCUAAAGUCUGAGGUAGAGGAGCAGCAGGAGCAGCGCAGGAGAUCCCUGGGGUCAACAGGCAGUGCUGGAGCCAAAGAUAAGAGCGGGAAGGACUCGGGGGAUCCUUCAGCCGUUAAUGUGUCUGAACUGAGGAACCUCAGUGACAGUGACCUGGCAGCAGAACUCACCAAUGCUCUCCGGAGGGAGAAGAAGCUGAAGAGUCGUGUGCAGGAGCUGGUGGCAGCGCUGGAGCGACUGACCAAGAGCAGUGAGGUCCGACACCAGCAGAGCGCAGAGUUCGUCAACGACCUCAAACGAGCCAACAGUAACCUGGUAGCAGCGUAUGAGAAGGCUAAGAAGAAGCAUCAGAAUAAGCUGAAGAAGCUGGAGUCGCAGAUGAUGGCCAUGGUGGAGAGACACGAGACGCAGGUGCGCAUGCUCAAACAGCGCAUCGCUCUGCUGGAGGAGGAAACGUCCCGGCCACACACCAACGAGACCUCCCUCUGAUACCCACGUACACCCAUGAGACCAUGCUCUGAAACAGCUCUGACCCCAGAUCACUCUCAUAGCUUUGGUUAGGACCUCCAGUUGAGCUGUCCAUGCUUCUAUACCUUCUUCAGCAGGUGCUACACAUGGUUGGACAAGCUUCACAGGACAUUGACUGAAAUCCGAUGUAGUCCGAUUCAUGAAAAACUGCGGCAACGAGACACUAAGUAGCGUUGAGUCUAGAGUUUAAACUGCAAGCUGGAGUAUGUUAUUGUAAUUACGCCACGACACAACAGCGAAUUUGCCACCAUGCUCAAAAUAAAUCUUCAUUCAAAAUAAAUCUUGGUCAAAUUUGAGCAAGUCAGACAAAUAUGACUGAUCAAGACUAACUCCAUUAUUUCCAUUAGAGAGUUUUUCCAUUUAAAAAGCAGUGCACCUUGUUCUAUCUAUACGAGUGAUGAAAUGAGUUUCAUCAGAAUAUAUUUAUUACUUUCAGCAAUUCAUUACA